Messenger RNA from Ornithodoros turicata, 738 nucleotides. RefSeq lists its product as uncharacterized. Gene Ontology annotation, molecular function: nucleic acid binding. Lineage: Eukaryota; Metazoa; Arthropoda; Arachnida; Ixodida; Argasidae. The coding region runs from base 1 to 738 and encodes 245 amino acids. The record is from RefSeq and is a predicted model, not a curated record. The transcript has a single exon.
AUGUACCAGUUUCGCCACGUCACAUCAAGCCCUCGGUACCCCCAAAGUAACGGCCUCGCGGAAGCCGCUGUAAAAAUCAUCAAGAAUUCAAUGAAAAAGACUGGCGACCCCUACGAGUCGCUACUCGCCUACCGGUCAUCUCCUCUGCAAAAUGGGUACUGUCCCUCUGAACUACUAAUGGGUCGGAGACUUCGGACAACCAUACCGACUCCUGACAGCAACCUUCUGCCUAAGAUCCCAGACUACAACGAGUUACAACGGAAGGAGCUGAUGCUGAAAAACAGUCAGGCAGCCGCCUAUAACUCUCGCCAUGGGGUUCGACGUUUACCGGAACUCAACAAGGGAGAUAAGGUCUGGGUCAUCGACCUCAAACGUCGGGGAAUCGUGGAACGAAGGGCCGGCACACCACGGUCGUUCUGGGUGAAGACAAACGGAAAGGACGUGCGCCGAACGAGGAGUCACCUGGUGCGCUACCACUCCUCAUGCGACCAAGAUGAAGGGAGACUUCCAGCAUCACGGGACGUGCAGUGUGAAAGUUUUCACGGAGCACUGCCAUUACAGGAGACUACACCCGGGAUAGAACCAACGUCUACACAUGACACAGACGACUCGUCUGUGGCCACUGGCGAUUCUACCGUUAGGCAAGGGGAAAGUGAUUCUGAGGAAAAGUGCAGGGACUCGCACCAACAUACUCGGAGUGGGCGCUGCAUCAAACCACCUCAAAGACUUAAUUUGUAA